Messenger RNA from Wyeomyia smithii (pitcher-plant mosquito), 4233 nucleotides. RefSeq names its product choline transporter-like 2 (gene Ctl2). Bases 1073 to 3361 code for a protein of 762 amino acids. Gene Ontology annotation, biological process: transmembrane transport. The record is from RefSeq and is a predicted model, not a curated record. NCBI's taxonomy places the organism in Eukaryota, Metazoa, Arthropoda, Insecta, Diptera, Culicidae. The transcript has 10 exons. Gene Ontology annotation, molecular function: transmembrane transporter activity. Gene Ontology annotation, cellular component: membrane.
UAACGCAUGGGAACGGGAACGGGAGGACGGAUAUCUUUUCGCACGAGCGCUACGGCGCGGCGGUAUUUCGUUCAUUCGUUUGUAUCCGCUCGGUUCGCGUAGUUCGGUUGUUGUGCUGUUUGUUGGGCUGCCGUCCGAAAUAGCAAGUGCAGGUAGCGAAGCGAGCGAGAUCUCGCGGGGCAGCAUCUCUUCACUCUGGUGUGUGGCGCUUCAAUUCGACGAGGUCGUGGCCGUCGCUGGCGGUUGUGUUCUUCUAUAAAUGCGGGUGCCGCCGAGGUUGGCAACGGUACUACGUAGAAGGGAAGGCCAAUAAUUGUGUAUCGGCGUGAGCGAUAGACAGAAGCAGAGGGGGGAACGAGUGCACAGUCAGUCUACAACAAAAAGUUGUAAUAAUUUGUGCGCUUUGGAGUGGCCUCGAUUGCAGGACCAUACGUCGUUUGGCUCCAUCCCGGCAGUCUGAAGCUGCUUUGUUUCGUGUGCACUGUGUUUUGAGUUGUGGUCCGAAGUGAGCUGCACGCGUUUGGCAGCGUAAAGAAGUGGCGUAAUUGAUGAAAUGUAUGCCGGAAGUGAUACAAAAUAGACCACCGAGUUUGUGAUCAUAAGAGUAAUGUUAGAUUUGAUAAAAUUGUCAGAAAUAAGAUUUUCAGUUCGAAGACUAGGAAGUGAUUUUUUUACGCAGAUCAGCUUUCUUUGUUGGGUUUUAGUGUCUGCGGUGUGGUGAAGCAACAACAAUAACAGUAUUGUUUCCAAUCCGGAACAAAGAGAGGUCGGGGAACUGGGGUACUAUAAGUUGGGGAUCUGCAGGAGCGUGGUACGCGUUGAAGAACAGAGCAGGGGGUCGAGUGCAGCGCAUCUACGGGAAGAGCAUCGCGGAGUCUGGUUUUGAUAAAGUGUGAGUAAGUGCAACAAAGAGACAAUCUCACUUCGAAGGUGGUUGUCCCCUGUAGACACAUACACUUACACCGGUCAGCUGUUUUGGUCCAGACCGGAAUUAUAUGCAAGCAAAACAGGUUGUGAUAGAAAGCAAGACGGAGGUUUUGGAACGCGCUCCGCUGGCAGAGUAGUGCGGAAUAUGGCCAAACAUGACGGUGUCGAUGGUUACGGUCAACCCCUCAAGUUUGAUCCAGAUUUUAAGGGGCCACUUUCGAAACGAUCCUGCACGGACAUUCCAUGUCUGUUUUUGUUUUUUGCUUUUCUGGUGUGUUGGGGAGGCGUAGCUUACUAUGCCUUCCUCAAGGGUGACUUAGAUCGAUUGCUGGUGCCAACCGAUUCGGCUGGACUCAAGUGUGGCGUUGACAGCGUGGUGCAGCAUGAACCGUAUCUGGUGUUUUUCGACAUCAGCGAGUGUGCCAAGUAUGACGUUCCACUGUACGGCUGUAAAACGCCUCAAGUAUGUGUGAGUCAGUGUCCUGCGGAAGAGUUCACCUUUCUGGCCGAAAUGUGCAAUGCCAACUCGUUGGAAACUAUACGGUCAAAGUUAAUCUGCGAUCGGUUGGUUCAGAAGGACCAGUUGAAUUGCAACGACAUCCAGACUCACAUCGACCGAGGACGAUGUGCUAAGUAUUACCUUAAAAGUGUUCCUUUCGCAAAGCGAUGCAUCUCCAACCUACCGGACACAGAGUGUCCGUACAUUCCAUCCAGGGUUUUGAAACAGUAUCAACUAACCCCAGUACCGAGCGCACGUUCCGAAGUCACUAAUGUCGGACAGAACAGCACACGCAGUGGUAAACAAUUGUCGGCUGCGAUACGGCAGGAUUGUGCCAACCAACGGCGACUCGGCCGCCAAUUGCUAGUCGAACGAAUGACUAAGCUGCAGUCCUAUUUCGCCCGCUACGUGGACAACGUUCUGUCCCAGGUCACCAACGACACCCGAGUGCAUCAGACCGGUCAGAUGGUUGUUGAGGACAUCCUAGAGACUUGGCGCCUGGUUAUUGUUAUUCUCGUGGCUUCCCUGCUAGUCAGUUUGAUUUUCAUCACGAUGCUUCGCUGGAUUGCGAAGCCCAUGGUAUGGAUAUCGAUUCUGGGCGUGAUCGCUGCUCUCUGCUACGGAGUGUACUACAGCUACGAUCAGUAUCAGUACAUCAGCAAGCAUCCGGUGGAGAACCACGUUAACGUUUCACCGAAUCUCAGCUCGUUGAUUCAGUCUUGGUUUAAGUCGGACCAGACGUGGCUUUGGAUAUUGAUCAUUCUGGCGAUCAUUCUAGUCGUUCUGCUGCUGGUGAUUUUGGUGCUUCGUAAGCGUAUCGUUAUCGCGAUCGCUUUGGUCAAAGAAGGAAGCAAAGCCGUCAGUGCCAUCUUCUCCACAGUAUUCUUUCCGGUAAUACCCUGGGCAUUGCACAUUUUAGUCAUCGUAUUCGCGGUUACCGUGGGUCUUUAUUUGGCUUCGAUUGGCGAUCCGCUGCACAGGGUUUACGGAUUGAACACUUCCGUCAGCUGCGUCUGUGAGAAUGGCUACAAAGAUGGCGACGUGUGCAGUCCGACCACAUUUAACGAGUUUUGCCACAAUACGGCAAUGCGCGGGGAUCGAGCUGCACGUUGCAUGGAUGCUGCCUGUCACUUCCAAGAGAUUAACAGUCCCACUGAGGUCGGUUAUUUUCAUGCUAUUAACGUGGUUGGUUUCUUUUGGGGCAUCUGUUUUAUAUCGGCAUUUGGAGAGAUGGUUCUCGCAUUUACCUUUGCCACAUGGUACUGGACAUUCCGUAAGAAGGAUCUACGCUUCUUCGUUCUCACCACUGGAUUCCUGCGAACGCUUUGCUAUCAUUUAGGUACACUGGCUUUUGGAUCACUGAUUAUCGCUAUUUGUAAGAUCAUUCGAGCCGUACUGGAAUACAUAGAUCACAAGCUUCGCAAGUACGACAACGGAGUGGUAAAGGCGGUACUCUGUCUGUGCAAGUGCUGCUUCUGGUGUCUGGAGAGCUUCCUUAAGUUCUUAAACACAAACGCCUAUAUCAUGUGCGCUAUCCACGGGAAGAACUUUUGCUCCAGUGCGAAGGACGCGUUCAGUCUGCUGGCCAGAAACGUGCUGCGGGUGAUCGCACUGGACAAGGUGACCGGCUUUCUGUUCUUCCUGUCGAAGUUGCUGCUGGCUUGCGGCAUGGCCGCCGUCACGUAUAGCAUCUUCGACUCCGGUAUCACCAAGCAGCUGCACUAUCCCUUCGUACCGGCCAUCCUAGUGUUUGUCGGAACGUAUGUGAUUGCAUCGGUGUUCUUCAGCGUGUACUCGGUGGCCGUGGACACACUGUUCCUCUGUUUCUUGGAGGACUGCGAACGCAACGACGGCACCCCGGAGAAGCCAUAUUACAUGUCGAAGAGUCUGAUGAAGAUUCUGGGCAAAAAGCAAAAGUUCGUCGCCGCCCGUUAGAGGGGAGAGGGGCUCAAACGACGACGACCCACCACACAAUCAUCACAACCACCUAGAGGCCACUUAGCGGGCGCAUAACACGUCCCAAAAAGUUAUUAUUACUAUUUUUUGUUCAUCAAAUUUAACUACUAGGAGUUAACAGUAAUUAACUACUGAAUUAUGGAGCAACAAAAUCCAAGCCAAAUAUAGAAGGACACACAUUCAUCGUCUAGUUAGAAAGAAAGGAUUCAUCGAUGCCAAAGUAGAAAACUCACACGAGCGGUGAAAUCAGUCAGGAACAACAAAAACAAUUCAUUGCAAUUUUCUCUUCCCCCCGAAGAAUUCUAUGCAAAGAAGACAAAAGACUUACUUAUAUAUGUAUGUUAAUACUAUCUAUAAUAUUACUAGCUUUAAGUACGGGUUGAUGCAUUAUACAUCAAAACUGGUAUGUUGAGCUUGAACGCAAUCAUGCAGGCAGGGUACGCCUAGUUUUAUCUUGCUGGCAAAAGCAAAUAAAAACAAGGUUUUUUCGUAAAGAAGUACGUAUUUUUAUACUAAUUUAUAUAACCUAUAAAUAAAACUAAAAAGGUAACAAACAUGAAAGGAAAACCAAGCUUAGCGAGUAGGAGACGGCUGUUCGAAUUUUGUACCCAAUUGUUAGUGAAACCGAUUGUGAUCGAAUGCGGGUACAAUUAAGCAUGAUGAAAAGGAAAUACCUCUGGCAACGACCGAUUUUAGAUGUUCUGAAAAUAAGACAAACUUUUUUCUGCAGAUGAAAUUAUUAAAACUACUCACGCACUGGUGCUCUGCGUAGAAUCGUAUAAGGUAUCUACUAUUUCUAAUAAUCGUGAUUUAAAAUUAAAUGCAAAAUAAAACUGAAAAUAUGAAUUUUA